CAUAAGUGAAGAUUUAUCUUCAAAAUGAAGAUUUCCUUGGAUCUUUUUUGUUAUAAAUCUUCGAAUGAAGAUUUUUCAGAUAUCCAAAAAUUGCACUGAAAAAAUCUUCAAAAUGAAGAUUUUUAUAUUGGCAAAAAGAUUUUUCUUUUAUGUCGACUACAUACUACGUUUUCGAAAAAGUACUAUACAACUCUAAAAUUUUUGUCAGUGUACUCUAAGUGAAAUUUUUCAUGCUGCACGCCCUGUAUUAAAAACGUCAAUAUGGGUAGUAACUUCACUUUAACCAAAUGACAGGUGUCAAGUGCGAUGCCAUUUUGAAUAACGAACACUAAGAAAUGGAAAAGUUUAUAACAAUCACGAGGAAAAGAAAAGAAGAAACUUCUGCAAAUACCGAAGGAGGGAUUGAACGAGACGCUGCCGCUGAGGAAUACGUAGAGCGAUCUAAAACAAAGAGGAGAUCUUUUAACGCACAUUGGGGAGAUGAUGAAGAAUUUAAGAAGUGGUUAAUAACAGGAGCGCACGGCUUACCGCGUUGUAAAGUAUGUGGCGUCGAUCUUAAAGCAUCUGGAGGAAAAAAGGAUUUAACUGCGCAUGCAAAACCACCAAACAUAUUGAAAAUUCAAAUGCAGUUAAUAUACACAAGGGAAGCAAAGAAAUUAUAG
This is a messenger RNA of Rhagoletis pomonella (apple maggot), 662 nucleotides long. RefSeq lists its product as uncharacterized. Lineage: Eukaryota; Metazoa; Arthropoda; Insecta; Diptera; Tephritidae. The transcript is spliced from 3 exons. Bases 336 to 662 code for a protein of 108 amino acids. The record is from RefSeq and is a predicted model, not a curated record.